AUGUCGUUUGAAAUGAACAAUUCAUGGCUUAAUUUAAUUAAUCAAUCAGUUACAAAUGAUAGUGAUGAACGUUUCAAUUUUAAAUCAACUUCAGAAGAUUUCUUUACUCGUGAAGGUGAACGAUUUAUGCGUGAAGAUCCUAUGUUACUAAUUUCAAAUUCUGUUCUUACGGAUAUAACACAAAAUCAAGAUCAAUCAUGGUCAAAUGAAUCAAAUCCUGAUAGUCCUGGUUGUUCAACAACAACUUUUUUUAUGGCUAAAUCAUCAACACCUGGUGAAAUGCUCAAUGCACUUCUUGCUGGAAAAACUGAUGGAAUUGCAACAAAAGAAAAUCAACAAUCAAGAUCUUUACGAAAUAUUGUUACUGGAUGGAAUGAACCAUCAUUACUUAAUAAAAAAUCACAUAGUGGACUUAAUUUACGUCAACAAAAGGAUUCACCUUUUAAUGAAGUAAAUUUCAUGACUAUUGUUUUCUAAAGUUCUUUUAUAUACAGGUGGACAUAAGUUUAGAGCAGUUGUAUUUUUGAGUUUUCUUCUUGAUGGUAAUAGCUAGGAAGAUUCUAGAAUAUAUUUGAAGCUUUUGGAAAAUAGUUUUAUUUGAUAGAACAAAAUGAGAUGUCUCGACUUCCUUCAUCGAACUACAUUCAAUUUAUAGAAAACCUUAAAGCAUCAAACACGGCGAAAUUAUUGAAAUUUUUUAUAAAACAACAGAAAAAUAUUUCUUGUGUCUUCUAUAAAAAUUAAAUGCAACUCGGCGAAGGAAGUCGAGAUAUCUCAUUUUGCUCUAUUAAAAAAACUAUUUCAGAAAAACUUCAGAUAGAUGCCAGAAAACGGAUUUUGAGAAGUUGUUGGUUUUUCAGACAUCUUCAUCCAAACAGUUUUAUUUGAGUUUUUAGGUUCACAAACUCUGAUAGGGAAUUAUUUUAUCUACUCAAAUGUCUUUUUGGAAGUCUUUCUAACUAUUAUCAUUGACAAGAAAACACAAAAAUAUAAUUGUUCUAAACCUGUUUUUUUUCAUCACUAUAUACAUAUAUGUAUUUGCAAUAGAAUUGCAAUACCAUUGUUAAAAAAUCCA
Rotaria sordida is the source of this 1075-nucleotide messenger RNA. The record is from the annotation of a GenBank genome assembly. Lineage: Eukaryota; Metazoa; Rotifera; Eurotatoria; Philodinida; Philodinidae.